GCAGUCGCGGAAGCCGCCUGCAGGAUGCGACCUGCGAGGAAAGACCUGCGUCGUACAACCGGUCUGGAGGAGGUGGACGAGAUGCACCGACAUUCGGUCCAGUAACACCAGUUCGUCUGUGGUCCCGGUGCAACCGGAUCGGUGGAAAAAUCUUCUCUUUUUAUUUAACAUUUAUUUUCCGAGGUAUGGGAGCGCUGCAGUCUUUACCGGGCGAACCAGAGUACGUUGAUCUGGCGAAAAAGACCGGUUUUUCAUUCGAGCAGAUUGGAAUCCUCCAUAAAAGAUUCAAGCAGUUGAGCCACAAUGAAGACACUCUGGUGAGAGAACACUUCCGCAAAAUCCCAGAUCUGGAGAGCAAUCCCAUCCGUUCUCAAAUCAUAGAGGCCUUCUUUGACCGAAGGAACUUUCGGCAGAACGGCGAGGGCACCGUGGAGGCCAUCGGCUUCGAGGAGUUUCUUGUUAUCAUGUCCCACUUCAGGCCCCCGUCCCUGCACGUCACAGAGGAGCAGCGCGAGGCCGUCCGCAGGGACAAACUGAGAUUUCUAUUCAACAUGCAUGACACGGACAACGAUGGGACGAUAACCCUGGAGGAAUACCGACACGUUGUGGAGGAGCUGCUCUCUCUCAGCGAGGCACUGGAGAAGGACACAGCCAAAAGCAUAGCGGAUGCUGCUAUGCUAGAAGUGGCGAGUAUCUCAAUGGGUCAUAUGGAACCCGACGAGUUCUAUGAGGGAAUCACAUUCGAGCAUUUCCUCAAGUUGCUGAAUGGCUUUGAGAUUGAAUCAAGAAUGAACAUUCGCUUUCUGAACAUGGACACAACAACCUUGUGUAAGUGAGGCCGGUACACUAAACUAUGCAGUGACUCUGGAGAACUCUGAAGAAGCAUGAUUAGGGUUUCACUGUCUGUUAUUUACAGUUUGUCGCUUGCACUAAAUAAUAUGCCUUACUUAUGUUUUAAUAUCUAUGCAAAUGGAAUGAUCCGUACUGCAGUAGCUUAUUUGAUCAGUAGCAAUAAUACGAGAUAACAACCAGUCAAUGGACAAUUAUUACAGAUUAAAGGUUUAUCCUGUAUUAUGUCUAGAUGGCUGCCCUAAUAGCAAUACAAUCGUUUGAGAUGCCUUUUAGUCAUUAUAGAAAUGACAAUUGGUGCAUGCUCUGCACACUACAUUUGCACAAUGGAACAGCAUGUAUCAGCUCUUAUUUUAGUCAACAGUGUCUGUUUCUGAAGAAAGGAAAUGGGUGGGUUGCCUUGCAAGAUGAAAUGUGUAAAAGAUAGAUCUUAUCAGUCUUUCUGAAGAAGGACUGAUAAGAUACUUCUUCAAAAGGCGUGAUGACGUCAAACAGUCGGUCCUUCUUGCACUGUCACAAUCACCCAAACUUAAAGCUUUUCAUCCACACCUGUUUAUUCAGCUGAAUGUAUACUUACACUUUCUUUUUCAACAUUUGCUGUGAGUUGCACUGUCCAGAGUUUCCAAAGAGACCUGUCAGCACCUGUGACGCACUUCAUUCUUCUAUGUGUUCAGUGAUGGAUGUGUGCUGCCCUCCACAGGUGAAACGAUGUAAGACAUGCAAAAGAAUCUGCAUCUGAUUCCUGAUAGUCCUACUUCAUUUCUAUAGUAGCUAUUAAUGCUGUGCUUUUACACAUGGUACAUGCUCGGCUGUUGUUUUGCAGGUGCACAUACAUUGGAAGAUCAGAUGUGUUGCUUUCACGGUCCUUGUCAGUAUAUCGUUUGGGCUUUUACUUUAUGAAGCUGUCCAUAUUUUGAAAUAAAAUACAAUAUAUUUAAUGGUU
Messenger RNA from Gasterosteus aculeatus aculeatus (three-spined stickleback), 1792 nucleotides. It is a transcript of the gene tescb, whose product is annotated as tescalcin b. NCBI's taxonomy places the organism in Eukaryota, Metazoa, Chordata, Actinopteri, Perciformes, Gasterosteidae. The record is from RefSeq and is a predicted model, not a curated record. Gene Ontology annotation, molecular function: calcium ion binding.